Sceloporus undulatus (fence lizard) is the source of this 3372-nucleotide messenger RNA. It is a transcript of the gene CCDC32, whose product is annotated as coiled-coil domain containing 32. Gene Ontology annotation, biological process: cilium organization. Lineage: Eukaryota; Metazoa; Chordata; Lepidosauria; Squamata; Phrynosomatidae. Bases 157 to 687 code for a protein of 176 amino acids. The transcript has 4 exons. The record is from RefSeq and is a predicted model, not a curated record.
GUGUGUCCCCGCCCUAUUCUCUGAUUGGCUAAAUGGGGGGCAAGACCCACCUUCUGUCAGACUCCGCCUCCUUCCAGCCAGUGCAGGAGGCGUCUUCCUUCCCUUCGUGGCCUCUUCAAAACAGAGGUGCUUCGGACGGUGCAGGAUUUCAUCAUUAUGAUCAUGAUUGAAAGUAUUGACCCCAUAGUCACUAUUUCCAGCCAGGAGUUGUGGGCUGAAAUAUGUUCCUCCUUGCCACAUCCAGACCAGAAUGAAGACACUAGCAACACAUUUGCGGAUUCCUUCACAGAUUGUUAUGUUCAGAACGAUGUAAUGGACACCUCUUUCCAAGCAGCAGACCUGAAGCCCUGGGCACCACUAAAGGACUCUGAGAUUUAUUUGGCAUCUUUAGAGAGAAGAUUAAUGAGAAUAAAGGGUAUGUCUCAGGAAGUGACCUCCAAGGAUAUGCUGCACACUCUUUCUCAAGCAAAGAGAGAAUGCUGGGACAGGUUUCUGCAGGAGAAAUCUGAAUCUGACUUUUAUAUGGAGGGAACUGAAUCGGAUGAGAGCACUUUGGAUCACUUGAAGCGUUGGUUGCAGCCUGAUAAAGUUGCUGUCAGCAGUGAGGAAAUACAGUAUCUGAUUCCCCUUGAAACCCGUAUUGAGAAGCAAGAGACUGAAGAAGAAGCCAUGGCUGUAGAACAGUAAAAUGCAGUCAAACUUGCCCCCAAGCCAGGGGCUGCCACAGUUUACUGGUAUGUUAAAUGGCAAGAGGAGGGAAGUGCCAACAAUUGGUUGAGGUAGACCCCUCAAUAUUUUUGUUUUCCCCAUCCUCCACUGUAUUUUCUAGCUUAUAGUGGCUGUUCCAGUUUGAAGUUAUAGAAUUAUAGAAUUAUAUUGUCACAGAUUGAAAGUUAGACAUGUAAUCUGUGAAGAUGAUUGCACGUAAAGGCAAUGAAUGCAUACUUGAUAUAGACUGAAAUAGAAUAUGCAAGUUAAAGAGUCAGCUAAUUCACUUUGAUUAUCUCCUUUUAUUAACUGUCCAUGUCGGCAUCAUUCCGAGAUCAUUUUUGUAGUAGUGAUUCUGAAGGACUUAACAUCUAUAAUGGAUGCUUUAUACCAUCUUCGUUUGCAUUAUCAGCUGGCACAAUGCAGCCCCAAAAUGUACAGAAAGCUGAGCUUCCAGUUUCUGUUGUAGGAAAACAUUUUAUCAUUCCUUUUUUCCCUUCUAACAUGACAGGAGAACUGCUGAUCUGUGGGCCCGCCGAAGUUCACCUACAAUCCGGGUAAUUCUCCUUCCCAGCUACCUGGGAGGAGAACACCUGUCUUGACCUCAUAGAUGGCAGGGAUCUCCUGUUCUAUAGUUUCAGCUGAGCCUUGCAGGCACCAGUUGAGUCCUGAGGUAGGGACUCAGCUAGUUCCUGAGACCACUUUGCUGUUUACCAUCCCUGUGGUGAGUAGGGGGAGGAUCAAAGCCAAGCCAAGUAGAGAAACUCCAGCUUGUACUUGAGCCAAACUCUCUGACAACAUCCAACCUGGAGAUCAUCAGCUAUGUAAAUACAGUUUAACAGCAUAUAAUUUUGAAUAGAUAAUGAAACUACAUGUGACAUGGAGUUGUGAGCUUCUUUUCCUCAACUUUCGUAUAUUUUCCGUGAUGAAGUGAAAAGCAACCGAGUGUGUGUUUUGAAUUUUCCUGUUACCAUUAUUUUUAGUUGUAUAGCAAAGCAUUGGGGCCACAAUCGGAUAGUUUCAGCCUUAGAAAAACAAAGCACUUCCUAGGGAGGGGGAAAAUUGCUCUUUGUGUUAAUAUUGUUUUUGUUCUCAGAAAGGAAUGGUCUUUGAAUCCAGCACUAGUACUUCAUGCAGUUGUUUAUUCAUCACUUUGAACUUAAAUUGCUCGGAAAUGGAUGUACUUUGCUUUGUAAUUCAUUUUAUCUAGCUACUAUUUAAUGUUACAGUCUUACCAAGAAUCUUUCAUGUACCUGUUUUCUUUUUUGUACUCCAUUAUUCUUUCCAGAAGCAAAGGGCAGUAUAUUCUAGCAAUAGCAAGUACAUUUCUAUUCCACUUAUAUUCUGGUGGUGGGGGGGAAGGGAAUCUGGGACACAAACUGCUUCAGUGAAUUGGAACAAACAAAACAAAAAAUAAGUUGAAAUAGAACAAAGUGAGCUACAGUAGGGCAGUUUGUUUCAUUAACACGAUAUCCAUCUCAUGAUGUAUUCCCUCCUGUUCCAGUGAUUUGAGGUGAAGAUGUUUGUUCAUACCUUGACUUCAGCAUCUCUAUUUCUUCCACUCAUUCUCCUCCUUUACUGCUCCUGCAAUGCCUACUAUGUCCUGCUUGAGUGCUCCUUCUUUUCCACUUUUAUGAAAACUGAAAUUGUUAUAAACCAGUCUGCUUUGACUUGUGGAAGCUUAACCUGAAUAUCAUCCUUUGUCAUCAGAGAAGCUGUCAUUGGGCUACAUCUGGGCAGCUACAUGGUCAUGUCAUUGGUCAUAGGAAAUAGACAAGUGAUGUAAAAAAUAAUUUCUGAAGUGACAUCAAGCAACAGGACCCACAUGAAAAAAUGUCAUUGUCAUUGGGAGGCAAGGCUUUGAUAAAAUGCUUUAACAUCACCUAAAAUUUGAGUCUGGAGAAAAUAUUUGCCAUAUUACAGUUAAAGUGUACAUGUAGAAAAAUGAGAUUCUGAAGGGGUUUUUUUUGGUGUGUGUGUGUGUGUGUGUGUGAGAGAGAGAGAGAACACCUGCCAUGAUUGUCCCCUCUCUGAGACUGCAGAGUGAUACUGGUUUACUGCAGUUAUCAGUAAAUAACAGACAAGUUUGUUGGACAAAAUGUUCCAAAAUAAGGGAUGUUUGUAUUAUUUCACUUUGAUUCUAUGUUUAGUUGAAAUGCUUCCUGUUCUCAUGAGCUAUUAUAGAUUGUGAAAUGAGUAUUUUGCUGUUGUAUUGCUGUGUAAUCUAUGUAUUGUCUAUUUGUAUAGUUGAUGCCCUUCAAGAAAUUUGUUUCAAAAUAACCUUUGUCUAAAUUCAGCAAAGCCAAAAACAAACAAACAAACAAAAAACUGUAUAAGAUGUACCUGGUAUUUCCUCCUCAUUUCAUAUUAGAACUGAAGAUAAUAGUUAAGAACUGUGACUUAAAAGUUUGAUCUUGAAAUAUGUUUCUUCUUUCAGUUGUUGUAAAACUGAUAAGGAACUUAACAGAGUUGAAAUGAAGGGUUCACAAAAAUGCUGUGUCAUAUACUCAACAUGUUGAGUCCUGUCUUGGGAGAAAGGCAGGAUAUAAAUAAAAUAUAUGCACACAAGUAGAGCUAUUUCAAGCAGAACAAAAACCCUACUUCCCUCUUGUUUGGAGUUCAAUUUCCCAUGAAAGUAUAAUAAAAUUAAGUGAUGUUAUUGCA